Castor canadensis (American beaver) is the source of this 1636-nucleotide messenger RNA. NCBI's taxonomy places the organism in Eukaryota, Metazoa, Chordata, Mammalia, Rodentia, Castoridae. The record is from RefSeq and is a predicted model, not a curated record.
CACCAUGGCCAAGAAGCAGAUUGCUGUGAUUGGAGCUGGAAUCAGUGGACUGGGCGCCAUCAAAUGCUGUUUAGAUGAAGAUUUGGAGCCCACCUGCUUUGAAAGAAAUGAUGAUAUCGGAGGUCUAUGGAAAUUUCAAAAAAGUCCCUCAGAGAAAAUGCCCAGUAUUUACAAGUCUGUGACCAUCAACACUUCCAAGGAGAUGAUGUGCUUCAGUGACUUCCCCAUCCCUAGCCAUUUUCCUAACUACAUGCACAACUCCAGACUCAUGGACUACUUUAGGAUGUAUGCCAAACACUUUGGCCUUCUUAAUUACAUUCGUUUUAAGACCAAAGUACGAAGUGUGAGGAAGCAUCCAGAUUUCUCUGUCAGUGGACAAUGGGACAUUCUUGUGGAGACUAAUGGGAAACAGGAGACCUUGGUCUUUGAUGGGAUCUUGGUCUGCAGUGGACACCACACAGACCCCUACUUACCACUUCAGUCCUUCCCAGGCAUCGAGAAAUUUGAAGGUUGUUAUUUCCAUAGUCGAGAGUACAAAACCCCUGAGGACUUUGUAGGAAAGAGAAUCAUAGUGGUUGGUAUUGGAAAUUCUGGUGUGGAUAUUGCUGUGGAGGUCAGUCGUGUGGCAAAACAGGUGUUCCUCAGCACAAGACGAGGAUCAUGGAUUUUACACCGUGUAUGGGAUAAUGGGUAUCCCAUGGAUAGUUCAUUUUUCACUCGGUUCAAUAGCUUUCUCCAGAAAAUAUUAACUACAACUCCAGUAAAUAACUAUCUAGAGAAGACUCUGAACUCAAGAUUCAAUCAUGCACACUAUGGCCUGCAGCCAAAGCACAGACCUCUAAGUCAGCAUCCAACUGUCAGUGAUGACCUACCAAAUCAUAUCAUUUCUGGAAGAGUUCAAGUGAAGCCCAAUGUAAAGGAGUUUACAGAAACAGAUGCCAUUUUUGAUGAUGGCACUGUAGAAGAGAAUAUUGAUGUUGUCAUCUUUGCAACAGGAUACAGUUUUUCCUUUCCUUUCCUCAAUGGUCUGAUUGAAGUGACUAAUAAUGAAGUAUCACUGUACAAAUUGAUGUUUCCUCCCAACUUGGAGAAACCAACAUUGGCUGUAAUUGGGCUCAUCCAGCCACUGGGCAUUGUACUGCCUAUUGCAGAACUCCAGUCUCGCUGGGCUGUACGGGUGUUCAAAGGGCUGUGCAAAUUACCCUCAGUGAAGAACAUGAUGGCAGACAUUGCCCAAAGGAAAACGGCUAUGGACAAACGUUAUGUGAAGACAGCCCGGCACACAAUCCAAGUGGAUCACAUUGAGUACAUGGAUGAGAUCGCCACCUUGAUGGGGGUGAAGCCCAACCUGCUGCUUCUCUUUCUUUCUGAUCCAAAGCUGGCCGCGGAGGUUUUCUUUGGCCCAUGUACCCCAUACCAGUAUCGUUUGCAGGGACCAGGGAAGUGGGAUGGGGCACGGAAAGCCAUCCUAACGCAGAGAGAGCGGAUCAUGAAGCCCCUGAGGACUCGCAUUACCAGUGAGGACAGUCGCUCGGCCUCAUGGCUCCCUCGGAUAAAGAUAACACCAUUUGGACUGGCAUUUCUGGCUGCUGGCUUAGCAUACUUCAGAUAUAUUCACCAUAGCAAAUGGAAAUGA